Dendrobium catenatum is the source of this 412-nucleotide messenger RNA. RefSeq names its product dynamin-related protein 3A-like. Lineage: Eukaryota; Viridiplantae; Streptophyta; Magnoliopsida; Asparagales; Orchidaceae. The transcript has a single exon. Gene Ontology annotation, molecular function: GTPase activity; microtubule binding. The record is from RefSeq and is a predicted model, not a curated record. Gene Ontology annotation, cellular component: cytoplasm; membrane; microtubule. The annotation marks the transcript as partial.
CGCAUGGCUAUUCAAAAUGCCACUGGUCCGAAAUGUGCUUUGUUUGUACCUGAGGUUCCAUUUGAAGUUCUUAUAAGAAGGCAGAUUGGUUGUUUACUAGAUCCAAGCCUCCAGUGUGAAAAAUUCAUCUAUGAUGAAUUGAUUAAGUCGAGCCAUCACAGCCUAGCUAAUGAGCUUCAUCGAUAUCCUGUUCUGCGGAAGUGCAUGGAUGAGGUAAUUGGAAAUUUCUUGCGAGAAAGACUUCAGCCACCAGAAAUAAUGAUAACCCACCUAAUUGAAAUGGAGAUGGAUUGUAUAAACACUUUACAUCCAAAUUUUGUUGGAGGAAGUAAGGCUGUGGAGAUUGCACAGCAACAAGUCAAGGCCUCAAAACCAGCGGCAUCAAUUUCUAGACCCAAGGAUGGUUUAGAUG